Messenger RNA from Anopheles arabiensis, 2158 nucleotides. RefSeq names its product membrane-associated progesterone receptor component 1-like. The record is from RefSeq and is a predicted model, not a curated record. The transcript is spliced from 5 exons. Gene Ontology annotation, cellular component: membrane; endomembrane system. Bases 963 to 2081 code for a protein of 372 amino acids. Lineage: Eukaryota; Metazoa; Arthropoda; Insecta; Diptera; Culicidae.
UAUAUUCAGUAGCACUUCCCUGGGGGCUAUGGCUUCAUAUAUGAUAGUCAUCAAAAAUGUUAACAAAAAUUUGGCCCCGUCAUUUCUAUAGCAAAAAAAACACCAAAUUUCACGUUCAAUUUAACUCGAGCUGUAACCCGGGCUUAAGUUGAACUGUUGAAAAGUUCUCCCCGCGCUGCACUGCCAUCUGGUGGGCAAUCGUGGGCUAGCUUUACCGGGAAAGCUUUAGAGCUUUCGAUGGUGAAUUCGAUUCCCGCUGUGCAAACUUGCACAGCGAGACGGGCCGAUCUUUCAACAAAGGCUUGAUGAAAUAGCUAUUUUGGGCCACACUGCUGCUAUUGGACCACAAAAUAUUCGUCGGAAAUAGUUUGAAAUAUAUCCACCGCAAUUGCUACCUCUGCCAAACUACAUUUUUCCGCACCUCGAUGGAAACAAUCGCCUAACGUCGCUUUCCGGGCGACCGAAUAGAGCGACCACCGUGGCGAGUCGCUAGUUGUGUGAGUGUGUGUGUGUGCGUUUGUAUACGCUUACGGCAGCGAGGCGCAACGAAUCGUGUGUACAGACUGCACAGCGAGCGGCCAACAAUUGCUUCCCGUCCGUGCUACCAGCAAGGCGUGUGCGUGUGUAUACUGCGAUCCGCGUGUGUCAUUCCCCAAAGUUGAUAGGUGGUGUGUGUGUGUGUGUAUUGUAGAAGCGGGUGCAGUGCGUACGCGAUUUUGACGCGUAAUUUUCCAGCAGGAACUAGCAGCGGCAACAGCUUUUACACUGUUUUAUCCCGACCCCGGAAGAUACCCUCCCGCAAGGAAGGGGCUCGUGGGCUCAGCCAAGCAGGAAGCGAAAGACCCGAGAGCGGUGGCCACCAGCAGCAGCCAGCUUCCCCCGCAACGCAUUCCGAUCAACCCACCAGCCGGCAGUAACCGCAAUAACUGUUGCUUCGCCACAGCCGCCGCCCCGACACCACCAUGCAGGACGAGCAGCAGCAGCAGCAGGACGGAGGCAAGGGAGCGACGGUGGGCGGGUCUCUGCUGUCCGACAUUGUGAACGAGAUCGUCAGCAGCCCGGUGAACCUCGCCCUGGUCUGCAUCAUCUCGUUUCUGCUGUACAAGAUGAGCAAGACACGCCAGCCGCUGGCCACGCUGCCGCCGCCGCCGCCCGAGCUGCCCCGGCUCCGGCGCGACUUUACGCUGGCCGAGCUGAAGCAGUACGACGGCACGCAGCCGGACGGCCGGGUGCUGACCGCCGUCAACGGCAACGUGUACGACGUGACGAAGGGCAAGGCUUUCUACGGGCCAGCCCGAAAGCGGUGGCCACCAGCAGCAGCCAGCUUCCCCCGCAACGCAUUCCGAUCAACCCACCAGCCGGCAGUAACCGCAAUAACUGUUGCUUCGCCACAGCCGAAGCCCCGACACCACCAUGCAGGACGAGCAGCAGCAGCAGCAGGACGGAGGCGAGGGAGCGACGGUGGGCGGGUCUCUGCUGUCCGACAUCGUGUACGAGAUCGUCAGCAGCCCGGUGAACCUCGCCCUGGUCUGCAUCAUCUCGUUUCUGCUGUACAAGAUCAGCAAGACACGCCAGCCGCCGGCCACGCUGCCGCCGCCGCCGCCCGAGCUGCCAAGGCUCCGGCGCGACUUUACGCUGGCCGAGCUGAAGCAGUACGACGGCACGCAGCCGGACGGCCGGGUGCUGACCGCCGUCAACGGCAACGUGUACGACGUGACGAAGGGCAAGGCUUUCUACGGGCCAGGGGGCACAUACGCAGCGUUCGGCGGGCGGGAUGCAUCCCGCGGGCUGGCCACAUUCCAAAUCACCAGCUCGGUCAGCGACGAGUACGACGACCUGAGCGAUCUCAACUCGCACGAGAUGGAAUCGAUGCGCGAGUGGGAGAUGCAGUUCAAGGAAAAGUAUUAUCUCGUUGGGCGGCUGCUGAAGCCGGGCGAGAAGCCGACCAACUACUCCGACGAGGACGAGGACACACCGACCGACGGUUCGGACGUGCGGAAGCGGGCAGCCGCUGCUGCCACCGCUGCGAAAUCGGCGGACGAACCGGCCCGGGCAGAAGCAGCAAAGUCCGGUUCGACUAGCAGCAGCAGCAGCACCGGCGCCACCGCCUCCGAGAGCCAAGGUGAUGCGGCCGAGGCCGACAAGGCGAAGAGCGAGU